This is a messenger RNA of Elgaria multicarinata webbii, 2221 nucleotides long. RefSeq names its product protein kinase, membrane associated tyrosine/threonine 1 (gene PKMYT1). Gene Ontology annotation, biological process: meiotic cell cycle; negative regulation of G2/MI transition of meiotic cell cycle; protein phosphorylation. Bases 1 to 1734 code for a protein of 577 amino acids. Gene Ontology annotation, molecular function: protein tyrosine kinase activity; ATP binding. The transcript is spliced from 7 exons. Gene Ontology annotation, cellular component: nucleus; cytoplasm. NCBI's taxonomy places the organism in Eukaryota, Metazoa, Chordata, Lepidosauria, Squamata, Anguidae. The record is from RefSeq and is a predicted model, not a curated record.
AUGCCAGUACCUCUUGACUGUGCAGGGGCUGAGUCCCAGUUGAGCCACACUCCUUUGCCAGUACCUGCCUUCUUCCGAGAAGCAGAAGGCAGCUUUUCAGUCAAGAGGGCCCGCCAGCCACUCAGCUAUACGCUUCCUCCACGGCCUCGCCACAAGAGCACGCUGACCGUGAGCCGGAUUUUCUCUGACCGCCGACUGCAGCCAUGGACCAAACUCCAACCGCGCAGUGUUUCCUUCCAUGGUGAACAGAAGCAACCGCCAACCCUGCGUAGCCAGCUGUACGAUGCCUCCAAAAGAGAGUUGUUUUUCAGGCAAUGUUUCCAGCAGCUGAGCCGUCUGGGGCGGGGAUCUUUUGGUGAAGUGUACAAGGUGCGCUGUCGGGAGGAUGGUCAGUUGUAUGCAGUGAAACGUUCUGUAGAACCAUUCCGCGGCGAGAGCGACAGGCAGCGCAAAUUGGCUGAGGUGCGCAAACACGAACGUGUGGGGCACCAUCCCAAUUGUGUGAGCUUCGUGCAGGCCUGGGAGGAGCGUGGGCAACUCUACAUCCAGACAGAGUUGUGCCCGGGCAGCCUGUUGCAGUACUGUGAGGAGUAUGGGCCGCUGCCCGAAUGGCAGGUGCGGGCCUUCCUCUGGGACUUGUUGCAGGGGCUGCGUCACUUACAUGACCGAAAUCUUUUGCACAUGGAUGUCAAGCCGGCUAACAUCUUCCUAUCAUCUAGCAACGUGUGCAAGCUGGGCGACUUUGGGCUCAUGCUGGAACUGGACUCUGGGGAUCUGAGUGAUGCUCAAGAAGGGGAUCCCCGCUACAUGGCCCCCGAGUUGCUCUCUGGAGAAUACGCCAAGGCUGCUGACGUCUUCAGCCUUGGCGUAACCAUCUUAGAGAUUGCCUGUAAUAUGGAGCUCCCCAAUGGGGGUGAAGGCUGGCAGCAGCUGCGACAGGGCUAUCUGCCUCCUGAAUUUACUGCAGGUCUCUCUGCUGAGCUGCGUACUCUUCUAACUGCUAUGUUGGAACCCAAUCAUCAGCUCCGGCCCUCAGUGGAGAUGCUGCUUGCUUCCAGCAUCAUGCAAAAGACUGAGAGGUGGCGGAAGCUGAUGCUGCUGACACACUCUGGGAUCCAGCAAGGAGUUUCCAUGUGCAAGACCUUCCUCAGGUUCAUGCAGUGGCUCUGGGGGGCUGUGUGCAGCCCGGCACACUGGCUGCUAUUUUGGCAUCAGAAUGUUCCAGUCACACCCCCACAUUCGCCCCUCCUCCCCCCUCUGGAAGAUAGCAGCCUAUCUAGUGACUGGGGAGAAGAGGAAGAAGAGAGCCUUGGUGAGGAUGUCUUUGAGCUAACAGAGACAGCUGGGUGUCACAACCACACUUGCCCUGCGGAGCUGCAGUCCUCACACAAACUGCCUGGUUUCCCACUGCUGAACAUACAGGCCUGUGCAGGAAGCACCUCCACACCACGGCAGUCCUCACCACAGACUGGUGGCAGGAAGAACAGGUCUUUGGGGCUCCGAGGCAGUCUCAACAUCAGCUGCAUCAGCCCAGAAUCCCCAAGCGGCAGCCCCACUUCAUCGGACUCAUUACCUGCAAAUAACCCGUGCCGCACGCUAGCGUUUGAAGACGAGGAGGAAGGCGAAUGGGAGGUAGUUGCUCCCCAGUGCUCAAAUCAGUGCUCCACUUUUGAACCCAAAAACCUGCUGAGCUUGUUUGAGGAUUCCAUAUCUGAGCAAAAGUGCCAGAGCUGAUGGGAACUCCGAUUCUUUAUUUACUGGUUUGCUUAGCCCCCCUUUGUUGGGUGCAUAGAGGAGUCCCUCCCACAAGUGUUACACACGUGGUCACUAUACUCAGAGGGGCUGGGCUGUGAUAUAGCGCGAAGUCUUGCAAAUAGGAGGCAGAAGAUCUAGGGGUGCUUCCCUGUGCGUAUCUUUGCUUGAGCCCUACAGUGAUGCUGUUUUUGAGAUGCAGGUUCUUUCCCUCAGGGGUUUAGAUCAGUGUCUUCUGGAAGGUAGUGGAAAGCAAGCAGAUCGUACUGGCAGAGGUCAUUUCAGGGGCAAGGAAGGGGUCCCUCUUUUAUAUGGGUAUGAGGGCUGAAUUCAUAAUGUACACGUUUUCUUUUUAAGUGUUGUCAGGAAUGUGCUGCCAUGCCUGGAAUUGGCUUGGGAAAUGGGGACUACUAACUUUCUCUCCUCCAACUGGGGCUUUUAUUAAAGUGGCAGCUGUAAGAUCUGACAA